AUGUUGCAUCAGGCUCCGUCAAUAUAUCAGGCGCCAAAAUGCUUCGUCACGUACGGCACAAUGGGCCACGUUGAUCCAAAACAGAUCCCGAGCAAAGGGAAGCCUUGGACGGCCAUGUCUGAGCUCGAUUAUAUUCACAAGGUUGAUCUGAUUAUUCCUCAGGACGUAUAUGAUGUUGUCGUUCAAAAAAUGGCUGAGCGCGAAUCUCCCUCCUAUUAUAGAGUGGCCAUGUCGCUCGGCCAGGUAUUGGAAACGAAAUUUCUUACUCAAUAUAUCAAGCUUGAGGGAAUUCUCAAUCUCUACCUCGAUAGAGAGACAUAUGAACGCGCCGGACUUGAGGGAAAACCUCAUGGCAUCAAAGGCGACCGCGGAUCCAAGCCUAGGUGGAAAAUAUCAUACAAUCUCAGAGAAGAAUCAAUGCGGCAUGGACGAAAACGAUUUGAUAGAUUGCUAUAUGCAUGUAAGAAUGUAUUGAACCAGCCUAUGAAAUGGCUUGUCUGCAACGCCUCCAGCUCUGACCUGAAUAUGGAUCUACUAGAGGGUCUCAAUGCAGCAAAGGUCACAUCUUCACCGAGGCUAGCUUCAGAUACCGGAAUCAACCAAAUAUCUCUUGGGCUACCUUCCACGAUCCUCGCUCAGGGAGAUCGUGAGUCUCUGGAAUAUUCUGCAACAGAAACGUAUGAGUGGCUAUCGCUUGUUCGACUUGAAAGCCCUCGCAUAGUGACCGGGGACACCAUCGACCCUUAUCUCUCUCGAUACAGCCCACCAGAAGCCGAUAGCUCCACAGCCCAGACGCAGGUCUGUAAGUUGAGUUGGCAAGGCUUUUUGUCCUCAAGCUGGCUGCGAGGUCUAUUUGUUGACAUCGUCACCAACUGUCCCUCACAGUCUUGGUUUGCGCUUAGCGCAACGACCUUCUCUCGUAAUAUUCUCGGCGGAUGCAGCGAGUUGACCUUUCUUCGGCUGCCCGAGAGCUCAGGGGAAUUCCUCAUGUGGGAGAUUAAGAGUCUGGAUUGA
This is a messenger RNA of Trichoderma atroviride IMI 206040, 1014 nucleotides long. The record is from RefSeq and is a predicted model, not a curated record. NCBI's taxonomy places the organism in Eukaryota, Fungi, Ascomycota, Sordariomycetes, Hypocreales, Hypocreaceae.